AUGGUUCUGAUCUACGAAGCGUAUGCACCACAGGUGGGAUGCCACCGAGAGGAUUUCUGGGAGAAAUUAGCUGAUCUGGUUCAGUUAAUUCCAAGAGAAGAAAGGCUAAUCAUUGGAGCAGAUUUCAAUGGACACAUCGGCGAGGGAAACGGAGGAGACGAGAGAGUGAUGGGAAAGUUUGGGUAUGGCACACGCAAUGUAGAGGACCAAGACAUUGUAGACUUAGCUCACCGCAUGGAAAUGGCUGUGAUAAACACCUUCUACAACAAGCGGGAAUUACACAAGAUCACAUACACAAGUGGAGGCAGGCAGACGCAAAUUGACUACAUCAUGGGCCGAAGAACACACCUGAGAGAAGCACGGGAUUGCAAGGUCGUGCCAGGGGAAAGCGUUGCUAAACAACACCACGUAGUGAUCAGUAGAUGGAAGUGGAGAUGCGGGCGGGGACAACAGCUGAGGAUAGAACCGAAGAUCAGAUGGUGGAAGCUGGGGGAGGAAGAGCCGAGCACCAAGUUUAGGCUUGGGGUGAGGCAAAAGGUGGAUUGGGGCCUGGAUAGCACCUGGGAGGAUGUUGCAAAUGUAUUGAGAGAAACAGCUAGAGAAGUCUUCGGCAGCGGUAGCCAGAGAGAGACUUGGAAGGAAUGUCACAAGAAAAAAGACCCCAGUAGCGAAUCGCAGUAUAGAGAGGCCGAAAACAAGGCAAAGAUAGCAGUAGCAAAAGCGAAGAAGGAAGCGAGUGAGGAGUUGUAUAAGAAACUAGACACCAAAGGAGAAAACAUUGUGUAUAUAGUGGCAAAGCAAAGAGACAGAGAAGCAAAGGAUGUACAGCAAAUCAUUAAGAUUGACAACAUCCCCAUCGAAGCUUGGCAAAGCCUGGGGGAUGCAGGAAUCGAGUACUUGACGAAGCUGUUCAACAAGAUCCUAGCGGGAGAGAGGAUGCCCGAGGAAUGGAGAAUUAGCACACUUGUUCCCAUAUAUAAGAACAAAGGUGACGCACAGGAUUGCGGGAACUAUCGAGGCAUAAAACUAAUGAGCCACAAAAUGAAACUAUGGGAACGAGUGGUGGAGAAAAGAUUGAAAAACUGCUGUCAGAUUAGCGGGGAGCAUUUUGGUUUUAUGCCUGGUAGAAGUACCACAGAUGCCAUAUUCGCACUUAGAAUGCUGACGGAAAAGUACAGAGUUGUGUCUUUAUAG
Messenger RNA from Penaeus indicus, 1194 nucleotides. RefSeq lists its product as uncharacterized. Bases 1 to 1194 code for a protein of 397 amino acids. Gene Ontology annotation, biological process: chromatin remodeling. The record is from RefSeq and is a predicted model, not a curated record. Gene Ontology annotation, cellular component: nucleus. The transcript is spliced from 3 exons. NCBI's taxonomy places the organism in Eukaryota, Metazoa, Arthropoda, Malacostraca, Decapoda, Penaeidae.